Messenger RNA from Quercus robur (English oak), 1713 nucleotides. RefSeq lists its product as uncharacterized. NCBI's taxonomy places the organism in Eukaryota, Viridiplantae, Streptophyta, Magnoliopsida, Fagales, Fagaceae. The transcript is spliced from 7 exons. Bases 48 to 1646 code for a protein of 532 amino acids. The record is from RefSeq and is a predicted model, not a curated record.
GAUCCAAAUCCAAUAGCUUCCACCACCGACCCACUCACACUGAAAAAAUGGGAUUGAGAAGGAGAAGAGUGAGGAGAAGGUCAUGUUUGAUUGUGUGUGCGUUUUGCAUUGGUAUGGGGCUGCUGAUGCUUUCUCUGAGAACCGUUGAUUCUCCUCCAAAUCCAACCGAUGUUGAUUUUCCAGUGAAGCUCGAAGUUCAAGAAGAGAGCUCGGGUCCCGUGAGCGGUGGCGAUGCGGAGGAUGAGGUUGUGGGGAAGAUAGGAGGAAAGUCGGAGACUGAGAGAUCAUGCGCCACGGUGGAGGAGAUGGGAGAGGCAUUUCAUGGAGGGUUCUGGAAUGAAAGCCUCCGAGUCAGAAGAAUUAUUCAGAACCACUUUGCUCUAAAUGGUGCUUCAAGAGUGCGAAGUCUUCCUCCGGAGCAGUUCUGCAGACAUGGUUUUGUGAUGGGGAAAUCAUCUGAGGCAGGUUUUGGAAAUGAAAUGUACAAGGUCCUAACUGGUGCAGCACUAAGUAUAAUGUUGAACCGGUCUUUGAUCAUCGGGCAAACCAGGAAGAAAUAUCCUUUUGGUGAUUACAUUUCUUACUCGAACCACACUUUUACCUUGAAAGAAGUCAAGCAUCUGUGGAGACACAAUGGCUGUGAGAAAAAAUAUAAAAGGCAUCUGAUUAUGAGGACUGAUGAUUUUGAGAAGCCAUCUGAAACAAAUGUCCUCUGUAGCGAUUGGCAGAAAUGGAAGCACCCAAUCAUUUGGUUGCAAGGUACCACAGAUGCAACGGCAGCUCAAUUUUUCUUGAAGAACAUACACCCUGAGAUGAGGAAUGCUGCUUCUAAUUUAUUUGGACAGCCAGAGUCUCUCCAAUCUCGGGCUAACGUGUUUGGGGAGCUGAUGAAAGUCCUCAUAUCUCCUACAAAAGAUGUAGAGGAAGCAGUAAAUUGGGUUAUUGGGGGUGGGGUGGAUCCUGAUAUCUCAUUGCACAUGCGGAUGCUUAUGAAUAGAUCUGUAAGAGCUGUACGAGCUGCAUUGAAUUGCGUCAGAAAAGCCAUACGCAUACGAAACCUCAUGUCAAGACCAAAGGUACUUCAUUUUGAUUUUAAACUUUUCAAAGGGAAUAUAUCUAGUGGCGAAAAUGGAUUGCAUAAUUUAGAUUUUAGGGUGAAGGAUUGGGGCCCCGCACCUAGAUGGGUCGCAUUUGUGGACUUCUUUCUUGCAUCACGUGCUAAGUAUGCUGUUGUCUCUGGGGCUCACAGGCGUGUUGGGACUACCUAUGCUCAGUUAAUAGCUGGGCUGGCUGCAGCAUACAGUCUUGAGGAGAAUUCUACGGGACCAAGUUUUUCAUUCUUAAGUAGCUUCCAAGGUAAUUUGUUAGAAGAAGGUUUAAGGCUUCAGGUUGGAUGGGGACAUGUCUGGAACAGAUUUGCUGGUCCAUUGAGUUGUCGUCACCAGCCCAGUCAAUGUGCUUUUACACCGCUUCUGCCUCCAGCAUGGUGGGAAGGACUUUGGCAGUCCCCGAUUCCACGGGAUAUCCGUAGGUUGGCUGCCUAUGGUAUCCAAUUGUCUGGCUUUGGAACUGUUGAUGAAGAUUAUCUUCAGUCAUUCUGUAAGUCAAGAAAAACUGUUGUGAAAACUGUACCAUUCAUUUUGUAAUAGUUGGAGUUGCAUUUUUUAUUCUUCUUAUCAACGUAACCAUAAUGAUGAGAGAAUUUUAGUUCAA